Drosophila ficusphila is the source of this 2522-nucleotide messenger RNA. It is a transcript of the gene Vajk1, whose product is annotated as MAGE-like protein 2. NCBI's taxonomy places the organism in Eukaryota, Metazoa, Arthropoda, Insecta, Diptera, Drosophilidae. The record is from RefSeq and is a predicted model, not a curated record. Bases 171 to 1307 code for a protein of 378 amino acids. The transcript has 3 exons.
AACCGUCGAACAGUCUACAGCCUAGAGUGGUACGGAACGUGUGAGCUAGUGAUCAAUAGACACCCCUCGAUAUAAACGGGAUCAGUUCUCGCCCAGUUCUCGAAUCGCGGCCCAAAAAGACCUGGGAUACGGAUUUUCACUCCCGUCCAUCGAAGGAUAAACGCAGCAGCAUGAAGUUGAUGCGCACAGCGACAUCGCUGGCUUUGGUCCUGCUCCUGGCCACCAGUUACGUUCGGGCCGAGGAAGAGAAGGCCGCCGCUCCCGCUGAGGAGAAGAAGGCCGAGCCGGAGGCCAAGGCUGCCGAGGCUCCAGCGGCCAGCGAGGACACCACCAAGUCGAAGCGAGGACUGCACCACUACGAGGACUACCACCACCACCAUGUGCCCCACUUCCCAGUGCACGAGGAGAAGACACUGACCGUAAUCAAGAAGGUGCCAGUGCCCGUGCCCAUCGAGAAGAUCGUCCAUGUGCCGGUGGAGAAGCACGUCCAUGUGCCCGUGAAAGUCAAGGUGCCCAAGCCCUAUCCGGUGAUCAAGCACAUUCCCUACGAGGUCAAGGAGAUCGUGAAGGUUCCCUACGAGGUGCCAGCUCCCUAUCCAGUGGAGAAACAAGUCCAUGUGCCAGUCCAUGUGCAUUACGAUCGCCCAGUGCCAGUUAAGGUUCAUGUGCCCGCUCCUUAUCCCGUUGAAAAGAAGGUUCAUGUCCCUGUGAAGGUUCAUGUCCCUGCUCCUUAUCCCGUUGAGAAGGUUGUCCAUUACAAUGUGGAGAAGCACGUGCAUGUGGAUAAGCCAUAUCCCGUUGAGAAAGUGGUCCACUACCCCGUGAAGGUUCCCGUCGACAAGCCAGUGCCCCACUACAUUGACAAGCCAGUGCCCCACUAUGUGGACAAACCAGUGCCAGUGCCCGUUAUCAAGAAGGUUCCGGUGCCCGUCCAUGUGCCCUACGAUCGUCCCGUUCCCGUUCACGUUGAGAAGCCAGUGCCCUAUGAGGUCAAGGUUCAUGUGCCCGCCCCAUAUCCAGUGAUCAAGGAAGUGCCCGUCAAGGUGGAGAAACACGUUCCGUACCCCGUGAAGAUCCCCGUGGAGAAGCCCGUUCAUGUUCACAUCGAGAAGCACGUGCCGGAGUACCAUGAGAAGCACAUCACCUACAAGGAGCCCGAGUUCCACCACAAGCACAUCGAGGAGGAGGACCACCACCACGCCCCCAUCCAUCACCAUUCGCACCAUUCGCAUCCCAUCGUGGAGCAUGAGCACGAGGUGGAGCAUGAUUUUGCCUCUCAUGAUUAUCAUUCAUAUCACGGCUACUAAACUGGUUCACCGUCCUUUUCUCUCUUUCUCCCCCCCACUUUCUUCUUUCGCUUUUCUUUGCAGCAUUGAGAAUGAACUGGGAUGGCAAGCUAAGACUCUUCCAUUUCCACUAUUUCCCAAAGUGACAAAAAAAACUGAAACCGAAAACCAUACAACCCGCAACACAUCACAUCAUUCCAAAAACCAUAUCAUACAAUCCUAACUCUUUCCCGACAAAAAACAAAAAAAAAAGAAACACACUUUGCUAUGCAGAACGUGAUAACCGACAGAGAUUCAGAGAAAAACCAGACAAGUAAUAGACGAACUUAGCUUUUAGACCGAACUCUCUUCUAGCCGUAAGCCAUAUAAAACAAAAUGAAAAAAAAGAAAGAAAAGAAAAAAACGAUAUGAAAAAGAAACACACAAAAGGAUACCUUAAAACGUUGACGAAAAACCCGUGAAGCACUGUGAAUGAGUGGAUUGUAAAAGGAACUUUAGUUUAAGACUUCUAAGCGACACAUUUGGGUUGCACAGCCCACACAACAACAAGAAAGAACAUCAACUUAAAGAUCAAGAUCUAAAAACAACAAAACCCACUUCCCGACCCUCCAAAAGACACACAGACAGUUGCCAAGAACCAGGAAUUGAAGGAUUUCAAGGAUUCUGUAGUGGACAACUCUGUUUGGAAGGAAGGAAGCGACACCACCUGGGUGCAUCAUCGAUGUGGUUGCUGCUGCUGUUUUGUCCUCCAGCCGCGGCUCCUCCCUCUUCUGCUCUGGUCCACCCCGACUCGUGCACCCGGUCAGGUUCAUAAGUGAGAUCGAUCCAUCCCCAUUUCAUCCGAAGAUCGAAGAUACGGAUUUGGAUAUGGAAUAGGGAUAUAUCCAUCCAGUUGUGUGCAGCGUCCCAGCGUUGUGAGCGUGUGAUAAGACUACUGAUAGUGUUUAAGCUUGUGCGAUAUUCGAGAUAUAGGGGAGACGCCUAUUUAAGUCAGUUUGUAAACGAACGUAUUGUAUUAGUUUUUUGUAAUAUUCUUCGCUACCUAGUUGUUAGUAUGUCUAUGUAAUUUGCCUGUUCGCAGCAAGCAGACGAAACGGAUUUAUAAAAAGUACUUCAUUUACCAAAUAUCUUUUGACUCUGUAUAAAAGCAAACACACAAACAAAAUCUCAUACAAAAUGAAGCUGAUGAAUGAUACACAAUUAAAUAAAUGAAAAACCAAGUGAUCAAAACGAAAA